AAUUAUGAAUUUCCACAAGGAAGUGCUGAUAAUAAGGAUGGUGCAUUUAUUGGUGACUUUAAUUCAAACUCAAAAAAUGAAACUAUGGACUUUUUUAAUGAUGGAGUAGGAAGUACAUCUAAUGAUCCAAAUAAUAAUAUUAAUAAAUUGAAUAAGGGUAAUAUUAAUGAAGUAGCUAUUCAAUAUAUAAAAUUUUUAUGUGAAAAUAAUAUUUCAUUUGAUAUUAAUAAAAUAAUUGAUUAUUUAUUAAGUAAAAAGAAAUUACAAGAAGCUACAUCCAUUUUAUUAGAUUAUUUAAAAGAAAAUAAACCAGAACAUAAAAAUUUACAAACAAAAUUAUUUGAAUUUAAUUUAUAUAAUAAUGUACAAGUAGCAGAAACCUUAUUUCAAAUGGAUAUAUUUACACAUUAUGAUAAAAAUAAAAUAGCAUAUUUAUGUGAAGAAAAAGGAUUAUAUCAAAGAGCUCUAGAAAAUUAUACCAAUAUAAAUGAUAUUAAAAGGGUUAUAACGAAAUCGACUUGUUUCCAAAAAGGAGGUAAUGACAACAGCAACAAUAAUAAUAAUAGUAUUAGGAGUAGUAUGGGUGAUAUACAUUUUGAUAUAAAUAAUAUGAAUAACAUGAAUAAUUUAAAUAAAGAAAAAUAUCCAUUGAAUGGAUUAAAAAUUAUUUUUCUACAUUAA
This is a messenger RNA of Plasmodium adleri (nom. inval.), 681 nucleotides long. The record is from the annotation of a RefSeq genome assembly. NCBI's taxonomy places the organism in Eukaryota, Apicomplexa, Aconoidasida, Haemosporida, Plasmodiidae.